Molecule: messenger RNA, 4020 nt
Organism: Arthroderma uncinatum
Lineage: Eukaryota; Fungi; Ascomycota; Eurotiomycetes; Onygenales; Arthrodermataceae
Exons: 4
Coding region: 1-4020 (1339 amino acids)
Biological process (GO): mitochondrial glycyl-tRNA aminoacylation
Cellular component (GO): mitochondrion; cytoplasm
Molecular function (GO): glycine-tRNA ligase activity; protein binding; ATP binding
Source: RefSeq, a predicted model, not a curated record
AUGGCUACCACAAAAACAGGCCAGCCCUUUGACCGCGUCGUAUGCGAGAGCGUCCUCCGGAGACGUCUAUUCUACACCCCCUCCUUUGAAAUCUAUGGCGGGGUAUCGGGUCUCUACGACUAUGGCCCUCCCGGCUGUGCAUUACAAGCCAAUAUUGUCGACCUGUGGAGGAAACACUUUGUUCUGGAGGAGGACAUGCUCGAAGUCGAUACCUCAAUGCUUACGCCCCACGAGGUUCUAAAAACCAGUGGCCAUGUCGACAAGUUUGCCGACUGGAUGUGCAAGGACCCAAAGACCGGCGAGAUCUUCCGAGCAGACCAUCUGGUGGAGGAGGUCCUAGAAUCGCGGCUGAAGGGUGAUAAAGAAGCUCGCGGCCAGAAGGUCGUAGUAGACGAGGAGAAGGACGCCAAGAGGAAGAAGAAGGUCAAGGAAACAAAGAUCGUUAAGCUGGACGACGCAGUUGUGGCCGAGUAUGAGGAAGUACUGGCCCAAAUCGACAACUACGACGGUCCGGAACUCGGCGCCCUCAUUGUGAAAUAUGAUAUCAAGAACCCUGCUACCAAUGGUGAACUGCUUCCACCAGUCUCGUUCAAUCUCAUGUUCCAGACCUCGAUUGGCCCAAGCAGCAACCUCGCUGGUUACCUCCGGCCAGAGACAGCCCAGGGACAGUUCCUUAACUUCCAGAAGCUCCUAGAGUUCAACCAGCAGUCUAUGCCCUUUGCUUCCGCCUGUAUUGGUAAAUCCUUCCGCAACGAAAUCUCCCCACGUUCCGGCCUCCUCCGUGUGCGCGAGUUUCUAAUGGCAGAGAUUGAACAUUUUGUGGACCCUGAGGGUGGGAAGAAACAUCCCCGUUUCCAUGAAGUGAAGGAUGUGGAAUUGGCUUUUUUAAACCGUGAGGUCCAACUCUCCGGUAGCACGACUACGACACAUAUGAGCAUUGAAAAGGCUGUCGAAACCGGUCUUGUAGACAACGAGACGUUGGGUUACUUCCUUGCCCGUAUCUAUCUGUUCCUCCAGAAGAUCGGUAUAGAUGAGUCUAAAAUUAGAUGGCGCCAGCAUAUGAAGAAUGAAAUGGCCCAUUACGCAACCGAUUGCUGGGAUGCAGAAUUAUUGACCAGUUAUGGCUGGAUUGAGUGUGUUGGCUGCGCUGACAGGAGUGCGUACGACUUGUCUGUCCACAAGAACAAGACUGGCGCCCCUCUUGUCGUGAGGGAGACGCGAGCGGAGCCACUUCGAAUCGAGGAAUGGCAAGUUGAUAUCGAUAAGAAGAAGUUCGGCCCUCGCUUCAAGAAGGAUAGCAAAACGGUCGAAACGGCAAUUGAGGCCCUGACUCAGGAUGUCCGAGAGAAGCUUUCUGUCGACCUUGAGAAGAACGGCAAGAUUGAAAUUACGGUAGAGGGAGUUGGUGAAGGCACAGUCGAGAUUGGCAAGGACCUUGUCCAGAUUGAGAAGCGUACCAGGGUAGAAAACGUUCGAGAGUACACUCCCAAUGUCAUUGAGCCGUCAUUCGGAAUUGGUAGGAUACUUUACUGUUUGAUGGAACAUGCAUACUGGUCAAGGCCUGGCGAUGAAGCUCGUGCCGUGCUCUCUUUCCCACCCAGUGUUGCUCCUACCAAGGUGCUGCUGGUCCCCCUUUCCAACCAUGCAUCCUUCCAGCCACUCGUCCAGCGCCUGACUCUCAAGCUGCGCCGCCUCGGUGUUUCCAACCGCGUUGAUGAUUCUUCCGCCAGUAUCGGCAAGCGUUACUCGAGAAACGACGAGCUAGGUACCCCCUUCGGUAUCACGGCUGAUUUCCAGUCGGUCAAGGAUAACACCUACACUCUCCGUGACCGAGAUACCAUGAAACAGGUCCGCGCCAGUGAAGAUGAGAUCUGCAACGCCGUCAAGAGCCUGGUAGAUGGAGACGAGACCUGGAAGGAUAUCACGGACCGCCUGCCCGAGUUCACGGGCCAGGACGUGGACCUCGAGCCGCGCAUCCCAAAGCGGUUUAGCGACUUCUCCCAACCGCCAACGAGACCAAAACACCUCCUUUAUAUACAAAUCUCCGCAGACGCAGUACGGCGCGAUAUCGAGAGUCGUUCCACGCUCGAGCAUGAUACAAUGGCGCCUAAAAUCACUUCGUCCAAAAUAACGCUUUCCUGCCCGCUCUUUGCGGCUGAUUUCGAUCCCCGCAACCAUGGGUUCCUGCUGGUGGGAGGGGGCGGCGGUGAAGGACGCAGUGGCGUUGGGAACAAAAUCUCCCUACUCGAUACGUCCCGGCGCGAAGAGAUAUCGGAGGUAGUCGACAUCGAGCUCUCUCGCGAUGAGGAUUCAGUCACAUCUUUGGGCGUUUUGCAGUGCAGCGACAGUGAUAUCGUAGCUCUUGCUGGAAUAAACAGCUCCCAGACUGAACAGAAACGAGACAACAACAAACAUCUACGGUCCUUCGAAAUUGUAUACCCUCCCAGACGAAACGCAGCUGCAGGUUUAAAGAACGGGAGCUACGGCGGUGAUAGCGCAGAGUAUGUGAAGGUCGGUGAGGCAAAGACCAGGGCCUUAUCACAGGUCUCGUUAUUCAGGCCACAGGCGUCAAAAUCCGCCGAAGGAGAAACCUACCAGCGAAUACUACGACUCUCCCCAUGGAAGGGCGAAGGUUCGCAUCGCAUCGGUGCAAUCGCUACCGGCUUGGCUCCUCGUGGAGAACUCGUUCUUUUCGAAGCUGAGGCGCAAUCCGUAGCUUCGCCAAACGUCCUAGGGCGUGUCAUGCUAGGAGCUCAAGAAGAAGUGGAGGAUGUGGAUAUUAUAGACUCGAGCGAAGACGGUACCUUUAAAUUGGCCUAUACGGACGGAAAGGAGGUUUAUCUAUCGAAUAUCUCGAUAUCGUCGAAACGAGGCUUGCAAGUAGAGUCUAUAUAUAAAGUCGGUGAAGGGCCGAAAAGCAGCAAGAUAAGGGCUGUGCGCUUUAUUUCCACAAAUACCCUACUUUUACUUCAAAAUUACCAUGGCCGCAGCGGAUGCGAGCUAGUGGUUAUCUCCUUGCCCACCCAGACGUCGAAGUGGACAAUCACUCGAAGGAAACGCCUCCACAGGUCAAUGAAGAUUGGGCUAGGUUUGGAUAUCUGUCGGCUAUCUCAGUCACCUGCUGGUGAAAGCCAAAGUAUCAUCGCUGUCUCGGGCAGCGAUCUCUCUAUUGAAGUGUUCACUCUUGAGUCUGCGUCCAAGGGCCAAGUUGGGAAACUACAACAUUACACUACCUUUACCGAUGUCCAUCCGUUUUCGAUGACGAGGAUAGCGUUUUCAACAUUCAUUCCUCCAACCCUGCCUGUUACGUCAGAAGUGCGACCCCAGUUCGUAAAACUGGCAUCCGUCAGUGUGGGAAAUACGGCCAUUGUCCACACUUUCCCGCUAUCUCCUUAUCCUACCACUUCUAAACAUCCACGAUACGUCCUCGUCGCUCCUGGCAUGUCGGAACUUACCAACACUAUAUUUAGCUCUCUCGUGGCCAUAUUUGUCGUUGCUUUGGGUGCUUUCUUCCUUCAAGCUUUCACGGAAAUUCGGGGCGGUGUUCCACCUACCUUGGGCGCUACUAACUGGCUGAGCCCGCGUCUUCGCGAAAUGCUAGCACGACCAUAUAUGUUUGAGAACGGUCACCCGAAUGCCCGCACGUCUGGCCCUUCAUUACAAGACAUCCCCCAAUUCAAAUCCGCAUCACAGCCACUUCGAGAGCUGGUAUCGUCCCUAUCACGGGCCAAGGCGAAAGCCGGUUCCUCUACCUCUGAUAAACCACAUGAAGCUAUCGUUGUCCAUGAUCUUGGAUCGGAAAUAUCAGCUCAGUCUACUGUCCUCUCAGCAGGCGAGAAUAAGCACGGUAUAGAUCAUUCGAAAGCUAAAAAAUGGGAAGACCUACCCGAGGAACAGCGCGAGGCAUGGAAGAAAAAACUCUCAGAUGCUGGCCAUUGGGCCCUCGAGGAAGGCGAAGUGGUGCUUCGCGGUGUAUUUUUUGGCGAAUUGGCCGGAUUUGUUGGCCAGAUUAUGGCUUAA